AUGAGCAAUCAAACAUCGCAAACCCUUGAAAGCCUUGCGGCAACGAUUCUGGAAAAGGUCGGUCUGGUCUCACGUCAGCUAGGUGCAGAGUCCAUACCACCUCCAACAUUUGCAGAAUCUGGCCACAACGACUACGCAGGUGAAAGCCUUACUCUCCGGAAGGCCCGAUAUGAUCUUGCUGCUGCUGCUAAGUCUCUCUGGCUUCUUGCACAGGGACCGGAAGAUCAAAUUAUAUCUUUGAAAUGGGCACCUUCAGACACAGCCAACUUGGAUGUAUUACUACGCUUCGACAUACCCGAGACAGUCCCUCUAGACGGUACGAUCACAUCAGAUGAGGUAGCAAAAAAAGUGGACCUACCUCUUGACAUUACCGAGCGUAUGCUUCGCUAUGCGGUUGGUAACGGUCUCUUCGUUGAACCCUCUCCAGGCGUGUUCGCACAUUCAGCCGCCUCGUCAAGACUUACACGCUCAACACACCUUCGACAUCUUGCCGUUGGAAGUUGUGGAAUGCAUGCUCGCUUUGUAGGCCGAAUCGCGGAUGCGCUCUGGUUGCAACAGCAGGCACGUCAGGGCACCAACAAGACACUCCUGGAGGGCAACGAGCCGGGAUACAACCCCGAAGCACCUUUCAACCUUGCUUACCCUGGCUACAAAAAUGUGUUCGAUUUUGCAGGCCAGAACAAGCAGGCCGCGGAAAUCUAUCAUCGCGCCAUGGUCGCGCGAGCAAAUCUACCGCGCUGGAAGAUGUCUCACAUUUUGGAGGCGCGGGACUGGUCAGAUGUUGGUGACGCCAUAAUCGUCGAUGUCGGUGGCUCAGCAGGCCAAACAGCCAUGGAAAUGGCACCUUCUAUUCCAAAGGCCCGUUUCAUUGUGCAGGAUUUCAACAAGGUGGCAUUGGAGCAGGGAAAACAGACUCUUGCCAAUGAAUUCUCAGAACUCUCGGACCGUAUCACUUUCGAAGAAUACGACUUCUUCACUCCCAAUACUGUUCAAGGCGAUUACUACAUUCUCCGUCAUAUUCUCCAUGACUGGACGGAUGAGAAUGUGAUCACCAUCAUGAAGAACCUGGCACCUGCUUUAAAGAAUGGUGCACGCAUUAUUCUCUACGAGGCUGUCAUGCCAGAGCCUCCAGCGCAGCUUGCCAACACUUGGGAUGAGAAAGCGGUCUGGUUAGAGGAUAUUUCCAUGUUGGCAGCUCACUAUGCCAAGGAGAGGACUUGCUCUCAGUAUGAGAAGCUCCUCAAGGCUGCUGAUCCUAAUUUCCACUACAUUGGAACUGGAAAGGCCCCUGCUGCUGUACAGUCAACGGUCGAGUUUGAGUACCGUAAGUAA
Exserohilum turcica Et28A is the source of this 1332-nucleotide messenger RNA. RefSeq lists its product as uncharacterized. The transcript has 2 exons. The record is from RefSeq and is a predicted model, not a curated record. NCBI's taxonomy places the organism in Eukaryota, Fungi, Ascomycota, Dothideomycetes, Pleosporales, Pleosporaceae. The coding region runs from base 1 to 1332 and encodes 443 amino acids. Gene Ontology annotation, molecular function: O-methyltransferase activity.